AUGGUAAUAUUUCGGCUGGUCUGGAAUAUUUGGAGAGCACUUCAGUUAUACAUCAGGCUCUCCAAUGAUAGAUACAUCGCUGGCAUGAAUAAAAGAGUAAAAAAGUUUCGCCAGCGACCGAAAUUACAUGAUAGUGAAACGACAAGACAUGGGCUAAGCUUGAUGAUGAUAAUAAUACAAAUUAUCAUCACAGCUGGAUGGGAGAAACAGAGCUCCGAGGUUACCAGGAUUUUAGUAAUGGUAAACGAAGGAGCAGAGGGAAAGACUGCAAGUGCUGGUCUUGUAGAAGAAACCAGAUGGUUUCGUAUCCCGGUUCCAGCCUUGCAAGAAGCAGCAGCUAAUACAGUACAUGGAGCUUUUCGAGCUUCAGAUGUUGGUGUCCUGCCAGAUUAUUUUAAAGAAAAAGGUGGCCAGUCAUCGCAGGACACUUAUCAAGUAAUUUUGCUCAGAUUGAUUGAUCAGCUGAUUUGA
Molecule: messenger RNA, 471 nt
Organism: Thelazia callipaeda (thelaziosis nematode)
Lineage: Eukaryota; Metazoa; Nematoda; Chromadorea; Rhabditida; Thelaziidae
Source: the annotation of a GenBank genome assembly